AUGUCUAGAAGUGCUGCAGAAUUUGUAUCGAAUACAAUUCCCAGACGUAAGAGAGGAGGAGAUUUGGCCAGUUCUGCAGCGAAACGGCGAAAAAAAAAAGAAUCUCGAAGAAAUGAAACGGAAGAAGAGCACGAAGCACGUUUACAGAAUCAACGGACCAGAAUGAGGCAAAUUUAUCACAAAAUAGGAUCGUUACUGCCAAUGUCUAACGAAGACCAUAAAUUUCUACAAGUAUAUUUCAUCGGAAAUGAAGAACAAGAAAUUGAUCAACGAUGCACAAAUUUUAAUGGACUGAGACGCGAAAUAAUCCAAGAUGUACAGAGGAUCUUACACAAGUAUAAUCAACUGAUUUAUAUAUUCAAAACAACAUUAGACCGCAUGAUUUCUGAUGACUAUAAAAUUGUAAUUCGAGCCGAUAAAAGACCACGUGGAGAACACGAACGCAGAUUUAAUGCACCUCAGGUAGAUGAAGUCGCCAUUGUAGUUGUGGAUAAUGAAAAUACAAGCCGUGACAUAAUUGUACAUCGAAGAAGAAAAGGACUACAACGCAUUGCAGAGACACACCGUUCAUAUGAUGCUCUUCAAUAUCCGUUAAUAUUUCUGCACGGAGAGGACGGAUACCAUUUCAAUAUAAAACAAAUUCAUCCUGAAACAGGCAUAGAAACAAACAAAAAAGUCACUUCUAAGGAGUUCUAUGCUUACCGCUUAAUGAUCAGAGACAAUGAAACAUAUAAUCACAUACUCAACACUCGCCGUUUAUUCCAACAAUUUCUGGUAGAUAUGUACGCAAAAAUAGAAGCAGAACGGAUGCUUUACAUAAGAUUGAAUCAGAAAAAACUACGCACAGAAGAAUACAUCCACCUUCGAGACGCGAUCAUGAAUGACGGCAAUAUUGACGAUAUUGGAACAAUGGUAAUCUUACCCUCAUCAUACAUAGGAAGUCCAAGACAUAUGCACGAAUAUACACAAGAUGCCAUGACCUACGUAAGAAAAUAUGGACGACCUGAUCUCUUUAUAACAUUUACAUGCAAUUCAUCAUGGCCAGAGAUCAAAGAACAACUAAAAUACGGACAAACCUCCAUAGAUCGACACGAUAUAAUAGCCCGAGUUUUUCGACAAAAACAAAUACGAUUUAUUGAAGUCAUCACAAAAUAUCACAUCUUUGGAACUGUUAUUUCAUGGAUGUAUACAAUUGAGUGGCAAAAACGAGGAUUACCUCACUCACACAAUCUCAUAUGGCUACACGAUAAAAUUUAUCCCACGGAUAUCGACAAAAUCAUCCGAGCUGAAUUUCCUGAUCCACAAAAAGAUCCGGAGCUUUACAACAUAGUAGUGAAAAACAUGAUUCACGGACCAUGUGGAUCAUUAAAUUUCAAUGCGCCAUGCAUGAGUGAUGGAAAAUGUACGAAAAAAUAUCCAAAACCGUACUUGGACGAUACCAAAACUGAAGAUGACGGCUAUCCCAAAUAUAGAAGACGAUCACCGAAAAACGGUGGCUUCACAGCAAAAAUACGAAUACAAGGCAGAGACGAACUGGAAAUAGAUAAUCAAUGGGUAGUACCGUAUAAUCCACUACUUUCCAAAAUGUUCCAAGCACAUAUAAACGUUGAAUACUGCAAUUCAGUAAAAUCUAUUAAAUAUAUAUGUAAGUACGUAAACAAAGGUAGUGAUAUGGCAGUAUUUCAAAUAGUCCAAAAUAGCGAACAAAAUAACAGAAAUGAUGAGAUCCUCAUGUACCAAAUGGGAAGAUACAUCAACAGUAACGAAGCAGCGUGGAGGAUUUUUAGUUUUCCCAUACAUGAACGCGAACCAGCUGUGCAACAUCUAGCAGUACAUUUGGAGAAUGGACAGAGAGUUUACUUCACAAAAGACUCGGCUAGAAAAAUUGCAAGCGAACCACCUCAGAACACAACAUUAACAGCUUUCUUCCAACUGUGUCAAACAGAUCCAUUCGCCAGAAAGUUAUUGUAUGUCGACGUCCCUAUUUAUUAUACGUGGGACAAAACAAGGAAAAUUUUUCAACGUCGGAAACAAGGAAUGCCAGAGGAGGGUCAUCCAGAAAUCAUAAAAACUAACGCAAUAGGUCGAGUAUUCACUGUACAUCCAAACAAUGCCGAAUGUUUUUAUCUCCGGAUGUUGUUACACGAAAUACGGGGACCAACAAGUUUUACAGAUCUCAGGACCGUUAAUGGCUACCUAUGCCAGACUUACAGAGAAGCAUGUCAACGCUUAGGAUUAUUGGAAAACGACAACCACUGGGAAUUAACACUACAAGAAGCCACACUCACAGCUUCAGCUGAACAAAUUCGAGAGUUAUUCGCUAUAAUAUUAACAACAUGUAACCCAUCAAACCCAAAACAGCUAUGGGACUCUUUCAAAAGGAGUAUGAGUGAUGAUAUAUUGUACCAAGUCCAACAAGCUAAUCCUGAACUGACUAUAGAAUUCAAUGACGAGAUCUUCAAUGAAACACUCAUUCGCUUAGAAGAUAAAUGUUUAGCAAUAAAUAAUCAGGCCUUAGUAGAACUUGGAAUGCCAGCACCACAAAGAAAUGCUUUUAGUGUGCUAAACUACGAAAUUAUGAAGGAAAAAAGUUACAACAUCAAUGAACUACUUGAAUACAUUGCUCACAACAAACCACUUCUCAAUGACAAUCAAAAAAAAGUUUACGACGUUAUAAUGAGCCGGAUAAAUAACAAUAUUGGUGGAAUUAUUUACUUGGACGCACCAGGAGGCACUGGUAAAACGUUUCUCAUAAAUCUAAUACUGGCGGAAAUACGUGCUAAAAAACUCAUCGCACUGGCACUAGCAUCAUCUGGCAUUGCAGCCACACUUAUGGAAGGAGGACGAACUGCCCAUUCUGCCUUACAACUACCAUUGAAUAUAGCCGAACAACAAUUCCCGGUAUGUAAAAUUUCAGGAAAAUCUGGACGUGGUCAAAUUUUAAAACAAGCUAAAAUUAUCAUCUGGGAUGAAUGCACCAUGGCCCAUAAAAAAUUUAUAGAAGCCAUGGACAGAACAUUACAAGAAUUGCGAAAAAACUCUGAAAUAAUGGGAGGAGCUCUACUCAUACUCUCAGGAGAUUUUCGACAAACACUUCCAGUUAUUCCCAAGUCAACAUCAGCAGACGAGAUCAAUGCAUGCUUGAAAAAAUCACAUCUCUGGCCACAAGUACAAAUACUGCAAUUAACAAAAAACAUGAGAGUUGAAUUAUCAAGAGAUGAAACAACAGCACAAUUUGCUAAAAUACUUUUACAAAUCGGCGAAGGUACAUAUCCUACUGACCAAACGACCGGCCUCAUUGAACUUAAUAGUGAUUUCUGUAAUAUAGCCACUACUGAAGACGAACUAAUCGACAAAAUUUAUCCAAAUAUUAUUCAGAAUUAUACUAAUGCAGAGUGGUUAUUUCAAAGAGCAAUUUUGGCCACUAAAAAUAAUAUUGUUGACGAUAUCAAUUUUAAUAUUCUAAAGAAAAUACCUGGUGAAGAGAAAAUAUAUAAAUCGAUCGACACGAUGAUGUAUUACACAUGCACUUGA
Molecule: messenger RNA, 3534 nt
Organism: Chrysoperla carnea
Lineage: Eukaryota; Metazoa; Arthropoda; Insecta; Neuroptera; Chrysopidae
Exons: 4
Coding region: 1-3534 (1177 amino acids)
Biological process (GO): telomere maintenance; DNA repair
Molecular function (GO): DNA helicase activity
Source: RefSeq, a predicted model, not a curated record